This is a messenger RNA of Toxorhynchites rutilus septentrionalis, 2409 nucleotides long. Its product is annotated as CLIP domain-containing serine protease B4-like. Gene Ontology annotation, molecular function: serine-type endopeptidase activity. Gene Ontology annotation, biological process: proteolysis. Bases 1212 to 2306 code for a protein of 364 amino acids. NCBI's taxonomy places the organism in Eukaryota, Metazoa, Arthropoda, Insecta, Diptera, Culicidae. The transcript has 3 exons. The record is from RefSeq and is a predicted model, not a curated record.
AAAAGUCACUGUUUGGUGCGCAUUAUGGUCUGGUGGAGUUAUCGGGCCGUAUUUCUUUGAAAAUGAGGACGGCGAGACGGUAACUGUGAAUGGUGAGCGCUAUGGCCGCAUGUUAACCGAUUUUUUUUGCCACAAUUUGAAGAUAUGGAUACGGAUGACAUGUGGUUUCAGCAGGACGGCGCCACGUGCCACACAACACGACCGAACAUGGCCAUAUUGCGAACGAAAUUUGAGGGACGUAUAAUUUCGCGUUUUGGUGAUGCCAAUUGGCCGUCCAGAUCAUGUGAUUUGAACCCGCUAGACUUUAUUUUGUGGGGUUAUGCGAAAGACCGUGUCUAUGCCAACUCUCCGUAAACUCUUGAACAUUUGAAUGACAACAUUCGUGAAGUUAUGACCGAGAUACCGCCCCAGAUACCGCCAAAAUGACUUUUGUCAAAAAUGUAUUACAUUUGAACUACUGGAGCGAUUCAGAUGAUCGACAUGUCGAAUUAAAGCCUACUAGCUAGCUUUUUUUGAAAAAAUAACAUACUUGCCAAUUAAUUGGAUUAUAGUCACAUACAUCCAGUCUAGUCACAUAGAAAUAUUGAACGAAAACUGAAAACAUGUUAACUUUGAAAAAUCAUAACUUAAAAACGAAAAAUAACACCUCUCUGGUAUUCGAAUAUAUUUUGUGUGAAAACCUCAGCUUUCAGGAAAAAAUUGAAUAAAAUAUGGCGCCCUUGGUCCCGAAACGAUGUAAGCUAUAAAAAACAAAUAUAAUCAAUAAUUACGAAAACAAAAUCUAUUUUCAUUCAGAAUGUAAUUUUUUUUUCAAACAAGAUUAGCUCAUUGGCUUUAAUUUGAUAUAACGAUCAUCUAAAUCGGUUCGGUAGAUCAAAAGUUAUGAUUUUUUGUAGUGGAAAAAUGGAAAAAAAUGAUUUUUUGGACCAUUGAUUAACUUUGAAAAAUCAUGACUCAAAAACGAAAAAAACGCCUCCCUAGUUUCGAGAAUGUUAUGUGAAAAAUUCUCAGCUUCAAUUCGAGAUUACUUCGAGAUUGCAGCGAAUUCAUGAAUGAAAAUAUUUUGAUUAGCCAACUAGGACUUAAACCCAACAUCGACAGCCUAUCAGCAGUCCCACUGUUCUACUUUUCUACAAUCAGUUCAAUUUAUGCGUGAACUUGGAUCGGUACUCUUUCCGUUUUGUUUUCUUGUGCGCUCCAGUUGAUUGAUCAUGGCUGGAAAGGUGUUUAAUUUAUUGCUUUUCAUAAGCCUUGCAUUUUUUGGACAAAGUCCAUUCCAGGUUUUCGCUGAGAACGGAACGACUGAUGCUGAUACUUUCAGUGAGGAUUCAAACAUUCCGGUUUUUGUGCGAAGCAAGUUUAAUUUGAGGAUUUGGUCCACUACGGAUGUAACGACGGUGGAGCAGAGUGGGAAUCAAACUGCCUCGACAACAACGGCGGGAGAAAACGGGAAAUUGAACGAUGGAAUAACCACAACAGAGCUGCCUACAACCCAAGUGCCAACGGAGAUUACCACGGCGAAACGGAAACAACGCAAACUGUCCUCAUCGGGAUGCGGUGAACGGAUUGGGAAUAGUGUUCCGUGGAUUGCCAUUUUGGAGCACACGAAUCCGAAAGGAGGUGGCCGGAAGAAAACACUCAGCAAGGGAGUACUAAUCGAUGAUCGUCAUGUGUUGACUACUAUUUCUAGUAUCCACAAUUCAUAUCCUUUCUGGGUGGUGACGGGAAUCAGACUCGGAGACUUUCCCACGUUGCCUUUUUUCGAAGGUGGUGGCAGAUCGACGAACGAAAGAAAAUCCGAUGUGUUAUCGAUACCGGUGAAGAAUGUGUUCCUUCAUGAGAGGAAGGAUAUUGCGGUUAUUCGACUGGCAGAGCGUGUGAACGCGACGGAAAAGAUUCGUCCCGUUUGCUUGCCAACGAACGAUCGCUUUAACUACACCGAGCUUCAUGUUCAUUUGUGCUUCAAGGACAAAUACGAGUUCGGGAGAAUGAAUACCUCUAGUAAGCUUGUUUCAGUGACAUCCCUGGCACAGAAGGAUUGUCAAAUUUUGUUCCGAAGACACCAGGCAGAGUUGGGUCCAAAAGAGUUUUGUGUCUGGGAUGAAACAGGUGACGACUGCACGGGAGAUUUGGGUGGCCCGCUUGUGACGACGCUCGGUGGGAGAUUUCAUGUGGUUGGUUUGAACUCUUACGCGCUCGCAAAGUCUAAAAUUGGCAGCGAGGGAUUACCGGGGGUAUAUGUUCGAGUUGGAUCUUUCAACAAAUGGAUACAGGCGGUGCUGAAAACUGAGUUUGAUGAUAGUUAGUGUUUGACACGUGUCCGAAUGUUGUUUAUUACCUUUCCAUUGAAUGUAUGAGUUUUGUUUUGAACGAACUAUAUUCCACUGAAACUGGCACCGAUAUUACCGA